This is a messenger RNA of Colletotrichum karsti, 411 nucleotides long. RefSeq lists its product as uncharacterized. The coding region runs from base 1 to 411 and encodes 136 amino acids. The transcript has a single exon. The record is from RefSeq and is a predicted model, not a curated record. NCBI's taxonomy places the organism in Eukaryota, Fungi, Ascomycota, Sordariomycetes, Glomerellales, Glomerellaceae.
AUGCGCGUCCAAGCUCUCCUCACCGCCGUCGCGGCCUGCGUUUCCAUUGCUUCCGCCGCACCCAUCACCUCUGAAGCCUACGGCCCGCCUAUCAACCCUCACAUCCCCGCCGUCGAGGUGAAGCGUGACACCGUCGAGGCCUAUGGGCCGCCCAUCAACCCUCACAUUCCUGCAGUCGAAGAGAAGCGCGAGACUGUUGAGGCAUACGGACCUCCCGUCAACCCCCACAUCAUCUCGAAGAAGGACACCGUCGAGGCCUAUGGUCCCCCGUUGAACCCUCACAUUCCCACUGUCGAGCAGAAGCGCGAAACCGUCGAAGCAUACGGGCCACCAGUCAACCCGCAUAUCAUCUCGAAGAAGGACACUGUGGAGGCGUAUGGUCCUCCGGUGAACCCUCACAUCAUCUCCUAG